GGCUGAGUGAUGUUGUGUCCGGGAAUUUUUUAAGUAAAUAUUGAGCUUGUGGUUAUGCUCUUGCAGUCAAACAGAAGCACCGCGGUUUUAUGGAUGCAUUUGACGGCAGAGAAUACUGAAGAGGAAUGAUGUCCACGAAGAACGCUAUCACGAAGGAACUGAGCGACAGCAUUCGACAUGUGCUGGACCGCAGUGCCAAGGUGUCUUUCAAGUGUAUGGUGCGCUUGGAGAUCAAACAAGACAAAACAGAGAACAGAGUGCUGGCAUUUUCUUCGUGUAGGUUUUUUAUCCUCACUGCCAAAGUACCAACCAAGAUUGAGCACUCUUUUCACUAUUUAGAAAUUCAAACUGUAGAGAGCAAAAAGCCAAAUCAGCUCUGCCUAACCAUAGACAACAAAGUGUACACAUUCUAUUCAGUUGAUCCCGAGUCCAGUGAUGUUGACCAUAUGAUCAUUCAGCUAGGAACUGCUGUAAAAAGCAUUUUUCCACAAGUGCCUUUGGAGUUGAUAAUCAGACGAGUGGAAGCAGUACCAGCUGUGAGGCUUCAGCCAAUGCUCGAGUUCAACCAGUCGGCCGAAGCCUCAGAUCCAGGUCCAUGUGGAAACUUCUCAGCUCAGUACAUCUGCAUGUGCGACUUCCAUGGUCUCCCUUUCAGAGAAGACGUGGCAUGGGAUGUAGACACUAUAUAUUUGUCUCAUGAUACAAAAGAGCUGUCAUUGUUAGACUUUGAUCAUUUAGAGGGCCGAGACCUGGUGCCAAUCAUAUCUGCACUUUGUUACAAUGCCUGGUUCACAAAGUUCAGAGCAAGCAAUGUAAAACUUGCUUCAGAAGCACUCGAACAAGUACUCCAGGUGAUGAAACGUUCUGUGUCACUGGAGGAGUUGUACCUGGAUAACACAGGCAUUAAAUGGGAAUUUGCACACAAACUUUCCAUGACCCUCAUCGCCAAUCCUAACUCGCCAUUGAACUCGUUGGACCUUUCCAACAACUUGAUAGAAGACAAAGGGCUGAAUAGUCUGUGUGGAAUCAUUGCCAAAAUUACUCAAGGAGUCGGGCAGCUUUGCGUGCCACUGGGAAAGCUGCAUAAGGGACUGAGUUACCUGAACCUGGCCCACACAGGAAUCACUGCCAAGGGUGUUAACACACUUGCACAUGCACUUUCUUUGAACCGUUCCAUGCCCUCCAACCUCACGUACCUCAAUCUCAGUGAUAAUGUCUUUAAAGAUGACAUAAAUAACCUGUACAACUACUUGGCUCAACCAAACUCUCUUGUCCACCUAGAUCUAUCUGGCACUGAAUGUGCCCUGGAAACUGUGUUUGGGGCACUCUUGCGUGGCUGCACCCAGAAGCUUGAGGUGCUGAACCUAUCUCGAAAUAUGUACAGCGCAAAGAAAUGUAAAGAGGUGCUUGUGCCACCUUCAUUCAAGACAUUCUUUUCAAGCACUGUUGCACUACGUCACCUCAACAUGGCGAAUGUGCGCAUGCCUAUGGAGGCACUCAAGGCUAUGCUUCUUGGCUUGGCUUGUAAUGAGAUCCUCACUGAAGUGUGGCUUGACCUGAGUUGCAACGACCUGAAAACUCAAGGUGCGCUGGUACUCGAGUCCUGUCUACCAGGGAUCCGCUGCCUUUACAGCCUGGACAUCAGUGAAAACAAUUUUGACCAAGAUUUGGCCAACAUUGUGGCAGCUGUUGGAAAAAAUCAGUCCAUCAAACGGCUUUCAAUAGGGAGGAACUUCACAAACAUGAAGACAAAGCACAUAACUCGUGUGAUGGAAGCAGUUGUGCAGCUUAUUCAAGAAAAGGACUCCUCUCUUGAAUAUAUUUCAUUAGCAGAUUCAAAGCUUCGUGGGGAACUAUGUCUUGUUAUUAAUGCACUUGGUAGUAAUCAGUGCCUCACGUCAAUCGAUAUCACUGGCAACUACAUGGGCCUGAAUGGUGCAAAGACCCUUGCAAAGGCCCUGCAAAUCAACUCUAAGCUGAAAAGCAUUCUUUGGGAUAGGAAUUCUACACCUGCUCAAGGUUUUCAAGAUAUUGCAUAUGCACUUGAGAAGAACUUCACCCUUAGGUACAUGCCUUGUCCAGUUGUUGACAUCACCCUGGCGAUGAAAAUUGCACCUGAACGCACCGAGACUGCCUGGAAGAAGAUAUCUGAACUUCUGCACCGUAAUGUCUCGCCUAAAAAGCACAGCAAUAGCCAGGCAUUCAGACUGCAGCAAGGAUUCCUGUUGAGUUCAACACAACAGAUGGUGGAUCGUUGGAUGCUUCACCUCCAAGAUGUAAUCAGGACGGCGCAAGCUUCAUCUUCAGAAGAUGUCACUUGUGAUGAGGAAGUGCUCAAGGCUGAAGGAUAUUUGAAGGAUGCCAGCAGUGCCAAACAGCUGCUGACUCGACUCCAUGAUGUCGUCCUUCAACAAGAAGAAGCAGGCAACCCAAUUGAAAUAAAGUUACAGGGUUGCGUAGACGAGAUGGAGAAGACACUGAAUGCUUAUCUUAAGGGAACUGCUUCGAACAUGUUGAAGUGCAUUGAAGACCAGUGUCCUACAAUCAUGUCGGAUGAGAAAGUUCGAAGAGAGAUUGAGGACAUUUGUCGAAGUCGGCAGAACUUUCCACAAGAGGUUCUCCAGCGGGCUAUUCUGGACCAGGCUGGCACCGACAUUCUAAACCGCAUCAGUGAAAUUAACCUGACAAUAGCAGCUCAUGUCUCGGACCGUAUACUUGAUGAAGUGAUUGAAAGCUUGCCACGGAGUCAUCGUGACUUGGUGGACAAACUCAAUCGUCAGCGCAGCUCAACACCAGAUGUCCUUCGAAGUGGUUUACGGCCAGACAGUCACAGUGGGGACACACAUUGUGAUCAGGAUAGUGUUAGCGAAAGCUCGGACUCACCACUGGCAACACCCAAGCUACCAAUGAAACGAAAAAGCAUUAACUGCAGGAAACUGAGGCCACAAUCUGUUGUAGAUAGCGUCGAAGGGAUAGCAGCGGAUGACAUCCCUGACCUCUUGCCCAAAGGUUCAGAAAGCAUCAUUUGCUUCACAGCAGACAGCCUGCCAAACUUGUCUCCGACAUCAGAAAAGCUGGAACAUCUGGGAAAAGCACGACCCAAGCGGCCAAAGACACAUGCACCUACACGACCUUGUCUGCAAGCUUCUGAGAGCCGGGAGCCACCUCUCGCAGAGGGUUUGGACUGCUUUUUCAAGCGGCACCCAUCUACCUCAACACCCACACUCUCGCCCGAUUCAGAAGAUGUAGGGCUGAAGAGUGACAGCAGCACGUCUGCAAGCAGCUCCAUUCUGAUUACUGAAUCCAAGCCACUGGAAAAAUCUCCUUCUGACAACAAGGAAACUGAAAAGCGCAGCUUUAUGAAGGGCAUCAGCAGUUUGUUCAGCCGAGCUUCAUCAUCAUCAUCGGAAUCGGUGGUUGUGCAAAAAUCAAAAGAAUCAAAAGACAUCGGAAGCAGUGUUAUGUCUACGUCCCUGUCUGCUUACUCUUCUGUGAAAUCAAGGCAUGACAUUGAUGUCCACGACAAGGAAAAUGGAGAAAUGGUCACUGAAGUUAGAGUAUCUGAGACAACAAAGAUUUCUGGCAUGGAAAGGUUUGGUGUGGGGCCUGGAUCGGUGAUAUUAGCUGAAAUGAAGGCAUUGCAGGGGAAGCGUACGUCCGGGGGAGCUCCAUCAAAAGGAAGUGUGUCUGAGGAAAAAGGUUCUGGUCCUGUUGAGUCUCCCAAGGAAACUGGACCUUUUCCAUCAGUUCGGCUUAAGCCAACGGGACUUGCCGAGUCGUUGCGUUCUCCAACUGAAUAUUAUCCUCGAGAAAAGAGCUGCAUCAGCCCCUCGGAGAAUGUUCCCUCUUCACCUCAGCUAAGUACCCCUGGCAGUUCACCAAAGACAGUUGCAGCCUUGAAAAGUGGUCGUCCACCACCUCCUGUUGCACCGAAGCCACGACCAAAGUCAAUGGUUGGCACAAUGGAAUCCCGUUUGUCAGGAGAGUUCUCCAGUGAUGAGGGUCUGAGGACUAGAGCUAGGACACCAGAUGAAGCAGAUUCUUUGGACAGCAGCAAUAAAUCUUCUGAAGGAGCACCAUGGAAACGUGCAGCAGUAUACAGCAAAGAUUCAUCAGAUGGGUCCCUGGUAUCAUCAACCGCGUCCACUGCAGCCAGCAGGGCUGCAUUUUUUGCAGGCUCUUCAUUAAGAUCGUCAGGCAUGGCCACUUCGUCCCUGGCCAAGGAGAAGGCAGAAGGAGAUUCAGAGGGCACGCCUUCAGCUCCACCAGCGGACGACAUUGUCGAUGUCUGAUAGGAUGCUGGUCAAGUCACAUCUGUUUACCUUUAUAUGUGUGCAUGUGCGUGUGUCACUAAUGUGUGUGUUCUACGUAAUGAGUUUAAUUUGUUUGAAAGAGUUGAAAGGGUGCAUGUACAGAACUUCGAUGUGUCUCAUGGAGCUGGUGAGUUGCUUUUUGUAUUCUUUUUACCAUGCUGUUGCAAUAACUAUUACCGUAAAUCAGAUGCUCUUUGCCUGUGGAACAGUGUGACAAUUUUUUUUAAUCUAGAUUUAAUGUAAGGGUCUUACAGUAGUCAUAUUUUCGCCAGUGCGAAAGGAAAUGUUAGGGGAUAUGAGCUGUCACUUAAUGAAAAUACUUAAACCUGUCAUCGCAUAGAAGUAGCUUGUGGAAAGGUGUAUAUAUAUAUGACCAGGAUCCUUUUACACAGCAUUGAGUACAAUGUUGUGUGGAAAUCUGCUCAUGUAGAACCAAGAAAAAUGUUAACUUUGUGUAUGUGUGUGUAUGUAUGUGUGUGUGCACAUGUGUGAGUGAAUGUGUUAUGGGUCUUGGGGCCAGUGCCUCUGCUCAACAUGACAUGAAGUCAUGACUGUAGAAUACCAGUGAUUUUAAUCCUCUUUCUCUCAGUCUGGCAGGUGGUUGCAAACUUGUGUAGGAGGUUUGUAGUCGUGUUAAAGGGCAGAGUGAUUUUAGUAUAGAGGUGUUCAGGAACUCUGUUUUUGUCAUUGAGAAAUCACCUCUGUUGCAACAGUUGCCUAGCAUUUGAAUAUUGCUAUUAAACUUACAAGCUUUGAGCAGACGUACGAGAAAGUGGGCAUGCGUUACACUGGAUUUAUUUUUCAGUUUUAUGUAUUUACUGCAGUUCAAUUGUAUGGCUCAUAGUUGUUAGCCUGUUCAAUUUUUAGGCUAGCGUAAGCUGGUUGUAUUUACAAAAACAAUAUUGCAGUAAUGUGGGUGUGCAUUAAGUGCAUUUAUAGUAUCCCAUGGCAUGUCGUUUGGGUUCUGGUUUACUUUGACAGUGAUGUAAGGCUGUUGAUUGCAAGUUUAUUUUUUCUUUUGUAAUACGUAUAGGUAGUCUAAGGAACAAGUUAAAAGUAGACAGUUGAACUUUAGUUGAAGGAAAUUUUCUAUCUUGUGAAGCUUGUUGUUUCCAUAUAUUUUUCUUAAGAAUACAAAGUGUUAGCUUCCUAAGUUAAUGGAAGUAAUUUUCAUAUAUUUUUUAAUUAAGUCAUUGCAAUUAAAAUGCGGCAAGUGCACUGCAGUGCUACUUGUAAUCUGGUAGAUUGUCACAGCAACAUUGAUGUCACUGUUGAGCACUCUCUGUAACACACUAGCAAUAUGUCUAUGAGUGUCUCUUUUUCUGGGUGGUUAUUUUCUGAGCUGUUGUUUAACCAUGUUCACAGAAUGCAACUUGAGUUCAUUGAUAAUUUGCAAAUGAAACGUAAAAGGCAUAAUGAUUCUGUGUCUGACGGGGGCUGUGCUGGACAAAAAUAGCUGUCACCUCAAUAUCUGCCUGGCAGGUAAAUUUAGAGCCGGGCUAGGCUGACUUCAGACAAUUUCGCUUUCUUUCUUUUUAGUUUUUGCCCCAUUGAGUAUGUUCCUUGUCAGGCUUCCCCAUCAUACCUACUUGCACACAAGUAGCAUCGUUUACAUUCAGCCACAGUGUGGUCAACACAGAAAUUCAUAAAGCCCAAUCUUGAAACAGCCAGCAUCACUUGUAUCCACUGCGGACAUGGUGUCUAUAUGUAUUGUUGUUUCUGCAAGCACCAUUGGAGGAUCACCCUUACCCAUACAAGUAAUCACAUAAGGGAUUCAGAAUUGGUUUGUUUCAUGCCUAAGGCACUUUGUUUCCAUAAAGAUCUUCCUUUGAGACUCAUCGAACAGUAGCCAAGAAGUUAUUGUGCACUUCAUCUUUUAUCAGGAUGGGCCACAUUACCAUGACCUUUGUGGUGGCAUGCUCUUUGCUUUGUUUAAAAUAUAGGCUCAGCUUGAUUAAAAACGCCGCGGUACUGUGAAUCAUUUUCACGGUGAGAAUUCACUAUUUUGUUUCCACUCUUCAAGUAUAUGUGGCUAAACAGAUAUAGUUUCAACAGUUAAAUUGUGUAACCAUCAUAUUUUAGAUAUAGUUUGAAAAUUGAAUUGUGUAAUCACCUUAUUUUAUGCUUAAAUCUAGCUGCAUCUUUAUAUGGUUACACUUUUGCAUCUCUGAACCAGUGUCGUGAAUUCUUUCAUUUCUUCUUACGAAGUUUUUGACCAAAAACAUGACUUCAUUAAAACUGUGUUCAGCUGCACAAUGAAAAAACUAUUUUAUCUAUAUACCCAAGUGUACUGUAUAAGAUAGUGCUUCAGAUAUUACAGUGGCUCUCACCAGGUAAUCUCGGGGGUGAAGAGCAGGAGAGUGUAAUGGAUAGGGUAUUGUCUAGCCAAAGACAACUCUACAUGGUAAAGGCAAAUUUUAGCUUGUCUACAGCUACUAUUCAGGUGCAAAUAUCGGACUGGAUAAAGGGAGUUUGAUGGGUGUUUGCAAGCCGGCAUGUUUUUGUCUUCUCUCGAGUUUCACCGCCAGCUCACUUUUUCUCUUUUGUCUGCAUGUUUAGAGUUCAUGUGCUGGUAUUUGAGUGAUUGUAAAUAUGCUUUUGCUGCAUGAAGACCCUUAAAGUUAGCUAUUUCUUGCAGUCCUUCGGUGUGAAAACAAAGUGCAAUAGGGCAUUUACUGAAACACCCGGUAUGAGAAAACUUGCCUUUCUUUUCUCUUGUACUAAUUUAGGCAUAAAUUGUUCAGUCGUAGUUUGUUAGCAUGAGUACUUGAAGUGUUAUUUCCACUAGUAUUUAAAGCAAGCUUGCAUAGUUCUGUGUAUAUAUACAGCUUACCUUCCAAUGUCACAAUUGUACUGAACACAUUCCUGUAGUAUGCCUUGAAAGGGGCACACCAAGGACUCUACAUAGGCAGCAUAGGAUGUAUGACAUGGAAAUCCUGUGCACAUCUGCUUGUAUCUGGCAUUAUGACUGUGUACAAGUGCAUGCAAGCAUCUGUGUGAAUGUGUGCAUGUGUGUUUCUGUGCGUACAUAUGUAUGCAGCGUGCUUAUUUGCCAAGGAACCUAAUAUUUUUUGACACAUUUUUUUAUUGUCACUUUUUUUGUGCUUUUACUCGGCAGUCGUUAUAACUCACUGUGUAUUUUGAUCACAUUUUUUGUCUGCUGCAUGUGAACAAGAUUGAAUGCCUGUUGUACGCUUGUAGCGUUUUUUGCGCAAGUAGUCGGCAGCCUUCUUUUGUGUAUAUGUAUGUGCGUUUAUUUUCUUUGAGGCAUUACUAAGAUGUGUGUGCUUUCUGCCUAUGUCUUUAUACACUUACUAUUUGUCAAAGUUUUUCCACUGCUUAACAUUAGCUACUUAAGCAUUAUACCAUGCACAGGAUGAUUGUGAAUAAAUCAUGUUUUUUUUAUUCUAUUCUGUGAAAUAACCAAAAUAAUUUAUGUUGUUAUGUUCUUGUCUUUACUCAGCUUCCAUGAUGAUAGGCAGUUUUAGAUUACUGGUGUGAAUGGUUUUUUUUUAUUAUUGUUGUUGUUCUUGUUGUGCACAUUUGUUUUUGCAUGCCUCAAAUGUGGGUGACAAUUUUAUCAGUGCAGGACGACUGUACUGAGGGUCUAUAUAAAUAAACUUCAGGCUUAGAAGUCUAUUUCUACUUUUAUUUUCUAUUUUUAUUUUGUAUUUUUCUGGAUGCUUAACAUUUCAGUGCAUCGUGAAGUCUUUGUGCAUUAGCUUCUGUGGGGCUACCUGUUUCAUUUUCCAUAAUGAAAGAGUUUGUGCGUAGCUUUGGCUUUGUUGUUGUUUCAUAAAAAAAACCGUUAUCACAGUUUUACUUCUAUUGUGUACUAUUAUUGGGUUGAUUUGAUCUGUUGGCCACUAUUGGUUGUGGAUGCUUACGUGGUGUGUUCAUUGUAUUAGAAUGCAAAAGCAGUUAUUUGAGCAGGCUGCGAACUUUUCCAUGAUAGUCGGCAUUGGUAUGUGUCAACUGCUGUCGUAUUAACCCUAUUCUGUGCAUUACAUUCCCAGUCGUGUUGUGAUAGCUCUUGUGAUUAUCUUCGAAGCUUGACUGUUUGAAUCGAAGCAGUGCUUUCUGUUUUACAAUGCUGCUUUCAGUUGUGAUUGAAACUUGCUGCCUGCAGUUUUUUUCUGAGCUUAUGGAUAUGGUGAUAGGGCACAAUUCUUUUUUUUUUAUCAGAAAAAUGGGAAUGGCUGGGUUCUAAGCCAAAUAAUUUUCUUACGUGUAUCUGUAUGUUCCAUAAUGUUAUUUAGUAUCUCAUAAAGCAUUCUGCUGUAUACCAUAUUAGGAUUGUUUUCUGUUGUAGUGAUAUGCUGUAUCAAUGCAAGUUCCAGGAUGCAUCCUCUCCCCCCCCCCCCCCCUCGCUCUUCUUUUUUCGGUGCUAGAUAUUAUAAACAUUGAGCUUGUAGGUUUAUCCUAGUGUUCUCUCAGUAGAAUAAGUGCUAGAAUGUGAGUUUUUUAUUAUGUUUUAUUUCAUGUGCUUGAGAGUGUGUACAAAAUCAUGACUUACGGUUUUGGAUUGGAGUAGCUGUUUCAUGCCCAUUCAAGGUAGCAGUGGUCUCAUUUACCCAUGUUUUCACUACAUCAGCAGAGAAAAAAGUUUGUGAAUCAUGUGAAGUGGUAAACAUGCUUCCCGAAGUGCUCUGUAUUGCUAGAUUUUGCUGUGUUCUUAUUGGUGCUUUUUAUGUAGACACUUCCAAACUUGGUGGGAGAAAAUGUCUUUCACUGUAUUGCAAAGCUUAUGCAAUUUUGUAUGUCUACCUUUUAUAUUCAUACAGACUCUCUGUAAAAUAUGGACAGACUAUAGGAUGUUUCCAGAGAACCUUGUUCCCAGUAAUUCUCUUCCACUCCUUAUUGUUUGAUGCCCAUGCAACUUUGGUUUGGUUCUUUGGUUGUAUGUUAAGAAACCUUUUCCAGCCCGAGUGUUAUGUAUUAUGAAAUAAAACAGGAAAAAGAAUGUUUACUGA
Molecule: messenger RNA, 9286 nt
Organism: Rhipicephalus microplus (southern cattle tick)
Lineage: Eukaryota; Metazoa; Arthropoda; Arachnida; Ixodida; Ixodidae
Gene: LRR
Product: capping protein regulator and myosin 1 linker 1 leucine rich repeat protein
Biological process (GO): cell migration; regulation of Arp2/3 complex-mediated actin nucleation
Cellular component (GO): lamellipodium; plasma membrane
Molecular function (GO): protein binding
Source: RefSeq, a predicted model, not a curated record